Labrus bergylta (ballan wrasse) is the source of this 1661-nucleotide messenger RNA. RefSeq names its product tubulin alpha chain. Gene Ontology annotation, molecular function: GTP binding; structural constituent of cytoskeleton. Gene Ontology annotation, biological process: microtubule cytoskeleton organization; mitotic cell cycle. The record is from RefSeq and is a predicted model, not a curated record. Gene Ontology annotation, cellular component: microtubule; cytoplasm. NCBI's taxonomy places the organism in Eukaryota, Metazoa, Chordata, Actinopteri, Labriformes, Labridae.
GCCGCCCUCUCAUUCAGCAGUUGUUGCAUCGACCCCGUUGGGUACAACACGCGACGCAAACCCCCCUGCUUUUUAAAAGCUUUUUUCUUCAUAUUUUUCUCCUCUCCCUCUUUGAACCUCAAACGAAAAGCAUGCGUGAGUGUAUCUCCAUCCACGUUGGUCAGGCUGGCGUCCAGAUCGGCAAUGCCUGCUGGGAGCUUUACUGCCUGGAGCAUGGGAUCCAGCCGGACGGACAGAUGCCCAGUGACAAGACUCUCGGAGGAGGAGAUGAUUCCUUCAACACCUUCUUCAGUGAGACUGGAGCUGGAAAGCACGUCCCCAGAGCUGUUUUUGUGGACCUGGAGCCCACUGUCAUCGAUGAGGUGCGCACUGGUACCUACCGCCAGCUGUUCCACCCUGAGCAGCUGAUCACUGGUAAGGAGGAUGCUGCCAACAACUACGCCCGUGGACACUACACUAUCGGAAAAGAGAUCAUUGACCUGGUGCUGGACAGGAUCCGCAAGCUGGCUGACCAGUGCACCGGUCUUCAGGGCUUCCUGGUCUUCCACAGCUUCGGAGGUGGUACCGGCUCUGGUUUCACCUCCCUGCUGAUGGAGCGUCUGUCCGUCGACUACGGCAAGAAGUCCAAGCUGGAGUUCUCCAUCUACCCAGCUCCCCAGGUGUCCACCGCUGUGGUGGAGCCCUACAACUCCAUCCUGACCACCCACACCACCCUGGAGCACUCUGACUGUGCCUUCAUGGUGGACAACGAGGCCAUCUACGAUAUCUGCCGUAGAAACCUCGAUAUCGAGCGUCCCACCUACACCAACCUGAACAGGUUGAUCAGUCAGAUCGUGUCCUCCAUCACAGCUUCCCUUCGUUUCGAUGGCGCCCUCAAUGUUGAUCUGACAGAGUUCCAGACCAACUUGGUGCCAUAUCCCCGUAUCCACUUCCCUCUGGCCACAUACGCCCCCGUCAUCUCUGCAGAGAAGGCGUACCAUGAGCAGCUCUCAGUGUCUGAGAUCACCAACGCUUGUUUUGAGCCAGCCAACCAGAUGGUCAAAUGCGACCCUCGCCACGGCAAGUACAUGGCCUGCUGCCUGCUCUUCCGUGGUGAUGUGGUGCCCAAAGAUGUAAACGCUGCCAUCGCCACCAUCAAAACCAAGCGCACCAUCCAGUUUGUGGACUGGUGCCCCACUGGUUUCAAGGUUGGCAUCAACUACCAGCCUCCCACUGUAGUUCCUGGUGGUGACCUGGCCAAGGUGCAGAGGGCUGUGUGCAUGCUGAGCAACACCACUGCUAUUGCAGAGGCCUGGGCUCGUCUUGACCACAAGUUUGAUCUGAUGUACGCUAAGCGUGCCUUUGUUCACUGGUAUGUAGGUGAGGGUAUGGAGGAGGGAGAGUUCUCUGAGGCCAGAGAGGACAUGGCCGCUCUGGAGAAGGAUUAUGAGGAGGUGGGUGUUGACUCCAUCGAGGGCGAGGGAGAGGAGGAAGGAGAGGAGUAUUAAAUAGAACAUGAAGGCAUUAAUUUAACAGAAAAUAAUUGAUUGCAAUGUGUUCUUGAAUACAUUCCAAACAGAAAUGUUUGUGUGUCAAUCACCAGUUUGGCUGUUUGGACUGAAGAAAAACCUGGAAAUGUCAAUUUGGGCUCUGUUCUAAAUAAAAUUCCUGUCACCUGUGAA